This is a messenger RNA of Girardinichthys multiradiatus, 1341 nucleotides long. It is a transcript of the gene rab31, whose product is annotated as RAB31, member RAS oncogene family. The record is from RefSeq and is a predicted model, not a curated record. Gene Ontology annotation, molecular function: GTPase activity; GTP binding. NCBI's taxonomy places the organism in Eukaryota, Metazoa, Chordata, Actinopteri, Cyprinodontiformes, Goodeidae. The transcript is spliced from 8 exons. Bases 165 to 749 code for a protein of 194 amino acids.
GGACACCGACUUGCAGCUUGUAGCGUUGAUGGUCAGCCUGUCUGCCUGCCUUGCCUGUUGGUGUCAGGGGCUGGGUUUCUCCUUUAUCCAAGAAGAGGAAAGAAACAAAAAACAUUACUUGUGACAAACAUGACGAGACAAAAACAGCGAUAAACCAACCCGCCAUGGCUAUAAGGGAGCUCAAAGUCUGUCUUUUAGGGGACACAGGAGUGGGUAAAUCCAGCAUUGUUUGCAGAUUUGUUCAAGAUCAUUUUGAUCACAACAUAAGCCCCACCAUAGGGGCAUCUUUCCUGACCAAGACUGUACCAUGUGGAAAUGAACUACAUAAAUUUCUGAUCUGGGACACAGCUGGACAAGAACGGUUUCACUCAUUAGCUCCUAUGUACUACAGGGGAUCAGCUGCUGCUGUCAUUGUUUACGACAUAACUAAACUGGAAUCUUUCCAGACACUGAAGAAGUGGGUGAAGGAGCUGAAGGAACACGGCCCAGAGGACAUUGUUGUAGCCAUAGCAGGAAACAAGAAUGAUUUAGGAGACAUCAGGGAAGUUCCUAUGAAGGAAGCGAAGGAGUUUGCUGAAUCAAUUGCAGCUAUUUUUAUUGAGACCAGCGCCAGAAAUGCGGUCAAUGUCGAGGAGCUCUUUCAGAAAAUCAGUAAACAGAUUCCACCCUUGCAAAAUGCUGAAGUGGAGAGCAAUGACUCCUUCAAACUCACCCGGCAGCCCAAUCCGACCACCAGGAGGUGCUGCUAGUACCCAUAAGCUUGUGAUGGUUUGAGGCUACCUUGCUGCUUCAGAACCUGGACGACUUGACGUAAUUGAUGGAACCAUGAAUUCUGCUCCCCACCUGAAAAUCCUGAAGGAGAAUGUCCGGGUUAAGCAGCACAACAUCGAUCCAAAGCCCUCCUCUAAGUCCACUUGUGAAUGGUUAAAAAAAAAACAAACGAAAUGAUGAUUUUGCAGUGGCCUAGUCAAACUUGGCAUAUAAAUCUGACAACAAUGCUGUGGCAACACCUUAAACAGGGUAUUCAUGCUAAAAAACCCUGGAAAGAGGACUGGGCCAACAUUCAUCCACAGCAAUGGAAAAGACUCAUUACCAGAGUCUUUCCCGUCGCUGUUUAUGGGUGCAAUUACUUUUCAGAAAGUGAUUAAAAAAAAUACAUUUUUUGUAGCUUAUUCACCUGAGCUGAGCUGAGUCUGAGAUCAGAAAGAAGGAACCAGCAAAGGCACCAUCAUGGAGUAAUGGCUUCUUAGUUUGAGCACCUGCUUUACCUGCACUGCCAAUGAAUUCAUCCAUAGUAAUAAUUUUAGUUUGAUUUAAAUAAACAUUAGCAGUUGCUAUUGA